AUGUCUGUGCCGAAGAUCGCCAGGUGUGUCAACAAAACCCUCCACCACACUCCACCUCGUCUUGCCUCCGACACCUUCAUGCCCAUCGACGAUCGCGCCGGGCGCUCGUCAGAGUCUUCCGAUCCGGAACGGCUGAAUACCCACGAUGAGGCUCCUUAUCUCGCUCCGGACGCGCCUCCGCCGGCCGAGAAGCCCACCUUCCUCCGCCAGACGGCACACUACGCCGGCCUGGUCCUCGCGGCAAUGAUCGGCACGCUUAUCAGGCUCGGUGUGGACGCACUUAUGGAAUGGGCGAUGCUGCGCUAUGCGCUGUCGAAACUGAAUGCACGGCCCGGAUUCGAGAACCGAUUCCCGAUCGGCACGUUCAUCGCCAACAUUGCCGCGACGCUCAUCAUCGGCGGGGUAUUUGCAGCGCAGCGCCGGCCCGGCGUAGGUGUCGUGAGGUGCGACGCGCUCUACGCGCUCCAGCAGGGGUUCUGCGGCUGCCUCUCGACCGUGUCGACAUUUGCCGUUGAAGCGCGGUCGAUCAAGGGCAAACGCUGGAAACUCCUGUACGUCCUCGGCAGCGUUAUCCUCGGCCACGUCUUGAUUCUGGGAGUCGUCGGAGGCGUGGGCUGGACGCAGGGCUAUGUGCCCGUCUGUUUUGGCUCGGACUAA
This is a messenger RNA of Trichosporon asahii var. asahii CBS 2479, 657 nucleotides long. RefSeq lists its product as uncharacterized. The transcript has 2 exons. Gene Ontology annotation, biological process: fluoride transmembrane transport. Gene Ontology annotation, molecular function: fluoride transmembrane transporter activity. Gene Ontology annotation, cellular component: membrane. NCBI's taxonomy places the organism in Eukaryota, Fungi, Basidiomycota, Tremellomycetes, Trichosporonales, Trichosporonaceae. Bases 1 to 657 code for a protein of 218 amino acids. The record is from RefSeq and is a predicted model, not a curated record.